AUGGGGUCUGCCCUUAUCUUGGCCUCCGCGUCGCGCAGGAAGGCUCUUUCGGCCUCUUCUUUCUUCUUCGCUUCGUCGUCCAAGUCGACCUCUUUCUUGCCGAGCAAGACGUCGUCGCGGUCUUUGUCUAGGCGCCUCUUUUUCAAAUCGGGGCGCUCCACAUCCUUGUCUGCGGGGUCGUGCUCGUACAUCCAAUUGAGGCGGCGGCGCUUGAGGACUUCGGCGGGGUCGAGACGGCCAGACUCUAUCUCGAGACGUUGGAUUUCCUCGAGUUUGCGCUCCUCCUCAAGCUGCUUUUGUAGCUCAGCGACGCGCGCUUUUUCCUUCGCGGCAGCUUGCUCGGCGAGCCAUACCUUUUCGUUGUUGCGGAUGGUCGACGUGUGCCACGACUUCUUGUUGAGAAACUGGAGCGCGCUCAUGUUGAGACAGGGUGCGGUAGAGAGAGGAGAGCGAGGGGAGAGAUAUGAAAGGCAAAGAGGAAUUCGGUAUGGAAAGAAACAAUGGCAGGAGGGGGAGGACUACGCAACGCUGCAAACAAGGCGGCUUUCGAUGCAGAUUGAGUCUGACUGGGCAAGUUCGUAA
Chondrus crispus (carragheen) is the source of this 582-nucleotide messenger RNA. RefSeq lists its product as hypothetical. Bases 1 to 582 code for a protein of 193 amino acids. NCBI's taxonomy places the organism in Eukaryota, Rhodophyta, Florideophyceae, Gigartinales, Gigartinaceae. The record is from RefSeq and is a predicted model, not a curated record. The transcript has a single exon.